GCCGAUUCUCAGUUCUUGCAUCUCCUCCUUCUGCAUCCUCUCUUCUGUUUAUUUCACCGGAAAAUAAUUCGCCGGAAUACCAGAAUCGAUUACCAAUGGCCAAACAAAAGGGGAUGCUCGUCAGCUCCAAAGCGGAACUAAAACGCAAAGAGAAGCAGAAAAAGAAAGCUAAAUCAGGUGGCUUCGAGUCCCUCAAUUUGAGCCCUAAUGUCUACCGAGGAGUCAAGAAGAAGGGCUACAGGGUCCCCACGCCGAUACAGCGCAAGACCAUGCCGCUCAUCCUGGCGGGAAACGAUGUUGUCGCCAUGGCACGAACUGGGUCAGGAAAGACGGCGGCGUUUCUGGUGCCGAUGUUGGAGAAGCUGAAGCAGCACGCACCCCAGUGCGGCGUUAGGGCCCUCAUUCUUUCGCCCACAAGGGACUUGGCCUUGCAGACAUUGAAGUUCACACAGGAAUUGGGGAGGUUUACAGAUCUUCAUACUAGUUUACUUGUUGGUGGUGAUAGCAUGGAAAAUCAAUUUGAAGAACUGGCACAGAAUCCUGAUAUCAUCAUUGCAACUCCUGGUAGGCUAAUGCACCAUUUGUCCGAGGUUGAUGACAUGUCGCUUCGUACUGUGGAGUAUGUGGUCUUUGAUGAAGCAGAUUGUCUAUUUGGCAUGGGUUUUGCUGAACAGUUGCAUAAAAUCCUUACACAGCUUAGUGAAAAUCGUCAGACUUUGCUCUUUAGUGCAACAUUACCAAGUGCCCUUGCUGAGUUUGCAAAAGCUGGUCUACGAGACCCUCAACUAGUUCGACUUGAUCUGGAAACCAAGAUUAGCCCUGACUUGAAGCUAACUUUUUUCACCUUACGUCAGGAAGAAAAACUUGCAGCAUUACUGUAUUUGGUAAGGGAGCAAAUUAGUUCUGAUCAGCAGACAUUAAUAUUUGUUUCCACAAAACAUCAUGUCGAGUUCCUUAAUAUCUUGUUCAGAGAGGAGGGAAUGGAGCCUUCUGUGUGCUAUGGUGACAUGGAUCAAGAUGCUCGCAAAAUUCAUGUAUCAAGGUUCAGGGCGAGAAAAACCAUGUUGCUUAUUGUUACAGAUGUUGCAGCCAGGGGUAUUGACAUACCCUUACUUGAUAAUGUUAUCAACUGGGACUUCCCUCCAAAACCCAAAAUUUUUGUCCAUCGAGUAGGGCGAGCUGCAAGGGCAGGUCGAACGGGUACUGCAUUUUCUUUUGUAACACCUGAGGAUAUGGCAUACCUUCUAGAUCUUCAUCUAUUUCUUUCAAAACCAAUUAGGGCUGCACCCACUGAAGAGGAGGUUUUGCAGGAUAUGGAGGGAGUAAUGGAUAAAAUUGAUCAAGCAGUUGCAAAAGGAGAAACUGUUUAUGGACGUUUUCCUCAAAAAGUUAUUGACCUUGUUUCAGAUAGAAUCAGAGACAUCAUUGAUUCAUCUGCAGAACUGUCAUCUUUGCAGAAAACAUGUAUAAAUGCUUUUCGCUUGUACUCAAAGACAAAACCACUGCCUUCAAGAGAAUCCAUUAAAAGAGCAAAGGAUUUACCUUGUGAAGGCUUGCAUCCAAUCUUCAAAAAUGUUCUAGAAGGAGGUGAAUUAGUGGCACUUGCUUUUUCUGAGCGCUUGAAAGCUUUCAGACCCAAGCAGACCAUUUUGGAAGCUGAAGGUGAAGCUGCUAAGUCAAAGCUGCAGGGACCUUCUAGUCAAUGGGUUGAUGUGAUGAAGAAGAAGAGAGCUAUCCACGAGGAAAUCAUUAAUUUGGUUCAUCAACAAAGGUCUAACAAGCUUGUAGAAAAGGAAGUUCAAUCUGAAGAUUCUACAUCCAAGAAAAAAGGGAGAAAAGCUUCUGGUUCGAAAAGAAAGGCUGUGAGUUUCAAGGAUGAGGAGUUUUACAUAAGCUCAGUGCCGACAAAUCAUCAUAUGGAAGCAGGCCUCUCCGUUAGAAAUAAUGAAGGAUUUGGAUCAAAUAGGUUGGAGUCUGCUGUCCUAGAUCUUGUUGCAGAUGAUAGUGCAGGCAUGCAGAAACAAAAAUCAAGAUAUCACUGGGAUAAGAGGAGUAAAAAGUACAUCAAGUUGAAUAAUGGUGAACGUGUUACAGCUAGUGGAAAGGUAAUAACAGAGAGUGGUGCAAAAGUAAAAGCUGAGAAGACAGGGAUAUACAAGAAAUGGAAAGAACAGUCUCACAAGAAAGUAUCUUUUAGGGGAACAAAUAAUGAAGAGAAUGCUGAAGGGACAAGCUUAUCAGGAGGAGACCCACGAGUACGGGGUAACAAGAAUAAUAGAAAUUUCAGAGGGGGCAAGAAACAACAGCAUUCAGUGGCUAAUGCUCAUGUGCGUUCUGAGAUUAAGAAUCUAGACCAAGUUCGGAGGGAGAGGCAGCAAAAGGCAAAUCGAAUCUCAUAUAUGAAAAGUAAAUCCAACAAGGGUAAGAAACCUGGAAAAAGUGGAAAACGCGGUGGGAAGGCUAAGCGUUAAGGACCACAGUCCUCAACAGAACAACUUUGAAUUCUAAGUUCUUUGUCUUACAAUCUUAGUGGCUUUUUUUGUGGGGAUGGGGGAAAACAAAGGAAAAAUCAAGGGAGGUCUACUCUUUUUGGACCUGAGCAGGUUGUUAAACUGCACCUUCUGCUAGAAGAGGUUAAACAAUCCUUAGUAGAUGGUGUAGGGGUGCUCUUAUACAUUAUUACUUCUUUUAUUAUAGCCCAGCUCCCCAGGUUUUUUUGGUGUUUUUACAGGCUCAGUUUUGUAUCAUUAGAGUGGAUGCAUCUCCAUUUUUUGGGAAUUAAUAAGUAAAUCUCUUCUCA
Molecule: messenger RNA, 2800 nt
Organism: Rubroshorea leprosula
Lineage: Eukaryota; Viridiplantae; Streptophyta; Magnoliopsida; Malvales; Dipterocarpaceae
Source: the annotation of a GenBank genome assembly